AUGCCAGGUCUAAUUUCAAUAGCUACAACUACUACCAGUCCAAAUUAUUAGCAUGACUGAAACUCAGCCAGCUGACCAUGAAACAGAAAACCUCAGCAAUGAGUGUAAAGAACUCAUUCUUUCUCUCCCUAAAGAAAGAGGCUGGGUACCCCGUCACAUAUAUCAAUACCAAUACCAAGGCUUCUGGUGCCCAACAGCCGACACAUUCCAAGCCAUUGUCAAUUUCCAAAAGCACUUCCAAGCUAGGGAUUCCGACAUAGUUGUCGCCAGCUUACCCAAAUCCGGCACCACAUGGUUGAAAGCCUUGACUUUUGCUGUUGUCAAUCGACACCGUUUCGAAGUAAAGAACCAUCCCUUGCUCACUACCAACUCUCAAAAACUUGUGCCAUUCUUGGACGUGGAUCUCUAUGCAAACAACAAGGUUCCUGAUUUCUCAUCCAAUAUUCAUGAGCCAAGACUCUUUGCAACCCAUAUUCCUUUUCCUUCUUUGGGUACAAUUAAAGAGUCCAACUGUAAGAUUGUUUAUGUUUGCAGAAACCCCUUCGACACAUUUGUUUCUUAUUGGCAAUUCUUUAACAGAGCCAGGCCAGAAUCGUUAGGUCCAUUGUCCCUUGAUGAGGCAUUUGAUAGGUAUUGCCAAGGCACAGAUGUGUAUGGUCCAUUUUGGAAUACCAGUUUGGGUUACUGGAAAGAGAGCUUGAAGAGACCUAACAAUGUGUUAUUCUUCAAGUACGAGGAGAUGAAGAAUGAUGUUGCAUAUCACUUGAAAACAUUAGCCAAGUUCAUAGACUACCCUUUCACUGAAGACGAGGAAAGAAACGGUCUGACUGAAGACAUAGCAAAACUCUGCUCUUUUGAGACCAUGAAGAAGUUGGAGAUCAACAAAACCGGAGCAUUUGUCAUGAACAUAGGGAACAAGUGUCUGUUCAGAAAAGCUGAGGUGGGAGAUUGGGUUAACUAUUUGACCCCUACGAUGGAGGAGAGAAUGUCCAAACUCAUAGAAGAAAAGUUUGGUGGUUCAGGCUUGACUUUCAAACGAUCCUAUCAAGCAGAACAAGUUCGGGCACCAAUAUAUUGAUGAAACUCUGGUUUUCACUUUUCACCAUUGAUGAUGGUAUAUGUUUCUGCUUUUCUAUCUACUUUCUUGUUAUGUGCUUUAGCAUUUCAGUU
Messenger RNA from Fragaria vesca subsp. vesca, 1170 nucleotides. Its product is annotated as cytosolic sulfotransferase 15-like. The transcript has a single exon. Lineage: Eukaryota; Viridiplantae; Streptophyta; Magnoliopsida; Rosales; Rosaceae. Gene Ontology annotation, biological process: sulfation. Gene Ontology annotation, cellular component: cytoplasm. Bases 53 to 1078 code for a protein of 341 amino acids. Gene Ontology annotation, molecular function: sulfotransferase activity. The record is from RefSeq and is a predicted model, not a curated record.